GCGAACACGAACUGUUUUCUUCGUGCGGCAAGAUGGCGUUGAGAGAGAUCUCCUCGCUGGAGAAAUUCCUCGGAUUGAAAAAGCUAAAUAAAUACAGUACGCAAGGAGAAAGAAAGAUCCCUGUUCUGCAGAACAACAAUGGUCUGUCUUUGGUUGGUUUGGCAACCAUCAGCUCCAACCUUGUACAUGAGGCUAAAAGAAGAGAACUGCUGGGAGAUUCAGCUGAGCAGAGAGCUGUUGUCCAGCAAUGGCUGGAAUAUCGAUUGACCCGACUUGAUAACUGCUCUAAAGAUGAAGUCAAGAUUAUACUCAAGGAGCUCAAUCAGUACCUGGUGGAUAAGGUGUAUCUGGCUGGAAAUGGCAUCACUCUGGCAGAUACGCUGAUGUACUAUGGCAUCCACCACAUAGUUAUGGAGCUUGCAGUACAGCAGAAAGAAAAAUACUUGAACGUGACUCGAUGGUUUGAUCACAUCCAACACUAUCCAGGAGUGCGUCAUCACCUGCCCCCUGUGGUAGUUCUGAGAAACAGAGUUUACCCAAGCAGUCAGCACUGACCUCCUUCUGUUGUAGUCAUCCUAAUGGGUAAUGCAGGGCAGUCCCAUCUUCACUCCCUAUCCCUCUCUAUGCUGCUCCCUGUAAGUUGGGUUUUCUGUACUGAUAACAUUGGGGCAAUUAGAUCACUGGGACAAGAGAAACAAAUGGUUCUGACGGAUUUGUUGUUGUUGUUGUUUUUCUGUUUGUAUGUACACAUUUGGCAGUGAUGAUGCAUAAUUGUUCCUUUUUCCAAGUUUUAACCUGUGUGACUUUAGGCAAAUAUAUUUAUAAGGCAUAUACUACAUAAAUAUGAAGAAUGGAGCAAAGGAAAAAUUCACAUUAGCUAGUUGAGCCAGACAGACUCAUGCCUGAGGAUGUGCAGUAUUCCGAUUAAUUAUUAAUUUUAAGUUUUAUUUUAUUUUAGAUCCCUUCAUUAAUUUUCUGUCUUUAUUUUAAGCUAUUCAGUUUUCUCCUGCUCAUCAUCAUUUUCUCUUUGAGCUGCAGUAAUAGUAGUUGUAUGGGCAGUGUACAAUGCUUAGCCUGGCAUGCAGAGUUCUGUGCUCUGGGGCAGGGGGCAGGCUACAAGUGCCAAUGCUGCUCCCUUUCCUCAGCAUCUCCACAGCAAGUUGCUUAGAGCAACUGCACAUUAUUUCAUCAUUUCACUGACAAUCCCCCACCCUGAGCUGGAAAAUCCUAUCAUGGCACAGAAGUGGGCUUUCAGCUUGAUCCAAAUGUUUACCAGGCGAAACAUUAUAAUAUCACAGACUUGAGCGUUUCAGAAUUAUUAUUUUUGUAAUAAGAUGUUUUGGACUGUCACAUAUGUUCUCUGUAAAUAAAAAAAAAAUGAUAAUUUGGGUGGUUUAGAGAGGAAAGAUUGGUUGGUUGAGCCACAAUUCUGAAAAAGAUGUUUCUUGCUUUUUGUGGUGGAAAAUCCUUUGUUAAAUAAGGUUUGGGAAAAGUAACCCUGUUGCUUGUUCAUAUGUCUGCUGUGCAUAUACUAAUGAAUGUUAUUUUGUUGCAUUUCUAAACCCAUGAGGCUCCUAUAUGAAAUGGCUAUGUGUCCUAAGCCAAAUGUAGAUAUCUUAUGUCAACAAAAAUUUGUCUUGAGCCAAUAAACAAAAGAAAAAGG
This is a messenger RNA of Ictalurus furcatus (blue catfish), 1663 nucleotides long. It is a transcript of the gene eef1e1, whose product is annotated as eukaryotic translation elongation factor 1 epsilon 1. Gene Ontology annotation, cellular component: aminoacyl-tRNA synthetase multienzyme complex; nucleus; cytoplasm. NCBI's taxonomy places the organism in Eukaryota, Metazoa, Chordata, Actinopteri, Siluriformes, Ictaluridae. The record is from RefSeq and is a predicted model, not a curated record. Bases 33 to 554 code for a protein of 173 amino acids. The transcript is spliced from 4 exons. Gene Ontology annotation, biological process: positive regulation of DNA damage response, signal transduction by p53 class mediator.